UUUUCAGACAUACAAGACUUUGUUAAUUUAGAGUUAGUGAGCAAAAAAUAUCAAGACAACAUGGAAAAGUUCAAUUACAACCCGAUUCCAUUAACAAAGAAAACGAUUGCUUAUUUUCCUAACAUCGAAACAUUAAACUUAUGGAGCACAGAAGAUGAGAGCUUUGGUAUUUCAAUAACUCAAACUUCGAACAAAGGUCUUUCCUUUCUAUUUAAAAACUCAACCAAACACUAUAAGUUUCAAAAAAUUGUCGUGUGGUUUGAAGUCGACGUGAAAACAGCAAGCAAAAAUACCAACCCAAAAAUUCAAUACAAAAACGUACCAUUUCGAUCAUAUGAUUGCACAAAAAACACAGAAAAAAUAGCAGCAAUAGUCACUUCACUUUAUGAAAACUGCUAUUCUAACUGUGAAAAAAUUCGCAAUAUUGUUAUUCCGCCGAGUGUCACAUCAAUAGGUGAAUACUGUUUUAAUAAUUGUAGUUUUCUAAGUAAUGUAAUUAUACCCUCAAGUGUUGUUACUGUUGGUAAUCACUCUUUCGAUAAGUGUUUCAGUCUAACAAGUGUUUCAAUUCCAUACAGUGUCGUCUCUAUUGGUAAUUUUUGUUUCAACGAAUGUACUAGUUUGUGCGCAGUGACUCUAUCAGCAAGUACUUUAAGACUUGGAGAUUUUUGUUUCAACAAGUGUUCCAAUUUGAGUCAAAUUAAACUUCCUUCCACUUUAAAAACGUUCAAUUCUUUAUAUCACAACAACUGUGGAAAUUUGGAGGAUUUUGAUCAAAUAAAAGAGUCUGGAAAAGAAGUCUCUUUUAUUGGACCAAAUAUACCAAAUCCGUAUAUCAUUUGGGUGUAUUGUUUUGUACUCUUUCCUAAACAAAUCAGUGAAGAACCUUUAUUCACACAAUAUGGGUCUUUAUAUGAUUUAAUGAGAAAUAAAAAUUCGUAUGAUAUCGACACUAUAAUGAAAGUAAAAUUGAUGUUGGAUACCGCUAAAGGGUUGUCGUAUCUUCACGAAUUUGGAUUUGUACACUGCAAGUUGUCGUCGUUUCAUGUGUUUGUCAAUUCACUUGAUUUUAAAGACGAUGUGAAUGGAAAGUUAACUGUAUUUAACAAUUAUAAAGAUCUUUAUUGUUUAUUGAAAAAUGUUGAUAAUGGAUUUGAACCGUCAGUGGGUUCUGGGAUACCAGUUUAUAUGGCACCGGAAUUAACCGACUCUAAACCCACGACGGCUUCUGACGUGUUUGCAUUUGCAAUUAUCAUUUUGGAGUGUUUAACAUGGAAAAAUGCAUAUAACGAGAAACAAUUUAAAUAUCCAUCAAAGAUUAUUGGUUUUGUUAGAAAUGGAAAUCGACUUCCUAUUGAUAUUGAUAAUGACGACAUAAAUAAUUUAAUAGAAGACAUGUGGAAACAAGAAUCACAAUAUAGACCAAAUAUUAAUACCGUUGUAGAUAGACUUAUAAAAAUCUAUAAUGAAUUCAACUGA
This is a messenger RNA of Entamoeba invadens IP1, 1479 nucleotides long. Its product is annotated as Ephrin type-A receptor 4A, putative. Gene Ontology annotation, molecular function: ATP binding; protein kinase activity. NCBI's taxonomy places the organism in Eukaryota, Evosea, Mastigamoebida, Endamoebidae. The annotation marks the transcript as partial. The record is from RefSeq and is a predicted model, not a curated record. The transcript has a single exon. Gene Ontology annotation, biological process: protein phosphorylation.